UCAUGAUGUGGCUGCAGCAGAAAUGCCACGAGAAGGUGAUCAGGGUGACGGCCAUUCCGACGAGUAUCAACAGCGCGGACAUUGGCACCAAGGCGCUGGCACGCGCCAGGAUGAGAGGACUGAUGUUCAUGACGGGCAUGGUUGACGACGACAACCGCGUGCUCGGGAAGGACGAGUUCCGCGACAUCGAGCGCAAGAUGCUGAGCGACAAGGGCGCUAAGAAGAUUUUCAGCGGCUUGAAGGAUGAGUAUCGCAUGGCUUUGGUGAUGGCCUUUGCCAACGUGACAGCGGAACCAAG
Messenger RNA from Effrenium voratum, 298 nucleotides. The record is from the annotation of a GenBank genome assembly. NCBI's taxonomy places the organism in Eukaryota, Dinophyceae, Suessiales, Symbiodiniaceae.